AUGGCCGGCGAAUUCCCCAAACACCCGUUCCUCCUCACCCCGGAGGAGACGGCGCAGGCUCUGGGGACCGAUAUCGACAAGGGCCUCACCUCGGCCCAGGUCAAAGAACUCCAAUCCAAGUAUCCUACCAAUGAACUCGAUGUAGGCGGCAGUAUCGCCUGGUACACCAUCUUUAUCCGCCAGCUUGCCAAUGCCAUGAUUCUGGUCCUCUUCUUUGCCAUGGCCCUGAGUUUUGGCGUAGGAGAUUAUAUCGAAGGCGGUGUCCUUGCUGCCGUCAUUGUGUUGAAUGUGUCCAUUGGUUUUUAUCAAGAAUAUGGCGCCGAGAAGAAGAUGGAUGCGCUCCGUGCGCUUUCUUCCCCCUCUGCCAACGUGCUCCGCGACGGUAAGAUGCAGGUCAUACCAAAUGCCGAGGUCGUUCCUGGUGACAUCAUUGCCCUCAAAAUGGGCGAUACCGUUCCAGCCGACAUGCGCAUGUUUGAAGCCAUGAACCUCCAGUGCGACGAAUCAUCCUUGACAGGUGAGGCCAUGCCCAUCGAAAAGAUCACCACCACCGAGAUCUAUGUCGAGGGCGGUGAGAAGCUGGCACAGGACGAAGGUGAAGUCGGUAUCGGUGACCGCAUCAACAUUGCCUAUGCUACCACUGUUGUCCAGAAGGGCCGUGGCCGUGGUAUCGUCAUUUGCACUGGCAUGCAGACCGAAGUUGGAAAGAUUGCCGCCUCGACCAGCAAGAAGAGACGCAAGCCCGGCAGGUCCAUGAACUGGAAAAAGUACGGAAAGGCUGCCCCGGUCAAGGGUGCCUUCAGACGCACCUAUGACUUCCUCGGCAAGUUCCUCGGCUUGACCGAGGGUACUCCUCUCCAGAUCAAGCUGGCGAAGCUGGCGUACCUGUUGUUCUUCUGUGCCAUCGUCCUGGCCAUGAUCGUCUUCAGUGUCAACAAGUGGCCCAACCCGCUUCCCAGCGAGCUCGUCAUUUAUGCCAUUUCCACCGGCAUCGCCAUCAUUCCCGAGUCUCUCGUCGCUGUCUUGACUAUUUCUAUGGUUGUGGCCACCACUGUCAUGAGAAAGGCCAACGUCGUUGUGCGUGACUUGUCAGCUCUUGAAGCCCUCGGAGGUGUGACCAACAUUUGCUCCGACAAGACGGGCACUCUUACCCAAGGCGCCAUGAUCGCGAAGAAGGUGUGGACACCUGCCUCCAACAGCAUCUACACUGUCAGAGACUCGAAGAGUCCCGCCGACCCCACUCAGGGACGUGUCACAGUCUCCAGCGCCGACGUUCCCGCCCAAGAGGAAGAGGAGAAGCGCGAUUAUGACGAAGAGAGAACGACCGCAGCCAUCAAGUUUGAUGGUGUCCCCGACGAGAAGCUCAACCCCAAGCCACAAUCAUCCCCCGAGGCCGAGGCUGAACUCACCCCCGACCUCCGCAUGUUCCUCCUCUCGGCAGCGCUUUGCAACCUUGCCACAGUGCGGUUCGACGACAAGGAGGAAAAAUGGAAGACGACCGGCGAGCCCACCGAAAUUGCCCUGCAGGUCUUCGCUCACCGGUUCGACCUCGGCAAGAAGAACGUGGAGGCGACCGGAUGGAAGCAGACGGCUGAGUUUCCCUUUGACAGCUCCAUCAAGCGCAUGUCCGUCAUUUACGAUGCGCCCGAGAACAACGAAAGCGGAUUGAGCACCGAAAACAGCCAUAUCUUCACCAAGGGCGCCGUGGAGCGUAUCAUCGACCUAUGCUCCCACGUCGGGACGACCGAUGUACCCAUGACCGAAGAGUACAAGGAAAAGAUCCUCAAGCAGAUGACCGACUUUGCAUCCCAGGGCCAGCGCGUUCUCGCCAUUGCCUAUCGUGCCUGGAAUGGCCGCUACGUCGCUGGCAAGAACGACGGCGUUGACCCCUCUCUCCCCAAGAACGAUGAAGCCCAACGGUCCGCGGUGGAAAAGGACCUCAUUCUCCUCGGCUUGGCUGGUAUCUACGAUCCUCCCCGCCGCGAGACCACUCCCGCCAUCUUCGACUGUGCCCAGGCCGGCAUCAAGGUGCACAUGUUGACUGGCGAUCACCCCGAAACGGCCAGGGCUAUUGCUAGGGAAGUCGGUAUCAUCCCCCGCGACCUCAGUGUCCUCCCCGCCGGUGUUGCCCAGUCCGCUGUGAUGAAGGCUACCGACUUUGACAAGCUCACCGACGAGGAGAUCGACGCCUUGCCAGAACUUCCUCUUGUUAUUGCUCGUUGUGCGCCCGAGACCAAAUCUCGCAUGGUGGAGGCCCUUCGCCGCCGUGAUGCCUUCAUGGCCAUGACUGGUGACGGUGUCAACGAUGCCCCAUCCUUGAGCCGCGCUGAUGUCGGUAUCGCCAUGGGAUCCGGUUCCGACGUGGCCAAGUCUGCCUCCAAGAUUGUCUUGACGGAUGAUAAGUUCAACUCGAUCGUUGCCGCCAUCCGCGAAGGUCGCCGCAUGUUUGCCAACAUUCAGAAGUUCGUCCUCCAUCUUCUCAGCAGCAACGUUGGUGAAGUCAUUCUCCUGAUUUGCGGUCUCGCCUUCUUUGACGAGUCCGGCAUUUCCGUCUUCCCCAUCGCUCCCCUCGAAAUUCUCUGGAUCAACAUGGUCACUUCGUCCUUCCCCGCUUUCGGUCUCGGUCGUGAGGCUGCCAGUGCCGAAGUCAUGCGCAAGCCCCCUCACGACAAGAGGCGUGGUGUGUUCACCAACCAGAUUAUUGUUGACAUGAUCGUCUACGGUAUUCUUAUGGGCGCCACCACACUCUCGACCUUCAUCAUUGUCGUGUUUGGAAAGUACGAUGGCCAGCUGGGCAGGGACUGCAACAAGCACUACUCGGAGGGGUGCAUUCCCGUGUUCCGCGCCCGCGCUGCUGUUUUCGCCGAACUGACCUGGAUGAUUCUCCUCACCGCCUGGGAGAUCAAGGACCUUCGCCGGUCCAUGUUCCGGCUGAACCCCGAUUCCGAGUCCAAGUUUCCCUUCUUCAAGGACGUGUACAACAACAAGUUCCUCUUCUGGGCCGUCGUCAUUGGCGCUGUCUCUGUGUUCCCCACGGUGUACAUCCCCGGCCUCAACAGGAACGUCUUCAAGCACACCGAUAUCAGCUGGGAGUGGGGUGUCGUUUUCGGCAUGACCAUCUUCUAUGUCUUUGGUAUCGAGGUCUGGAAAUGGGUCAAGCGGACGCUUAACAUUCUGGAUGACCACAAGGUCAGACAGGGCAAGUGGUCGCAGGGCGAGGAGGGUCAGAAGAUGCGGUUCGCAAAGUCGAUGUCCUUCUCCAGCUUGAAGAGUUGGGCCUCCAGAUCCAAGGCUCAGUCCAACGGCGGCUUGACUCCAAGCACCACGCAGCCGCGUUCGACUUCACAAGCACCCCAGAACCGGGUGCCACAGAUCUCGCCGGUUUGA
Molecule: messenger RNA, 3387 nt
Organism: Podospora anserina S mat+
Lineage: Eukaryota; Fungi; Ascomycota; Sordariomycetes; Sordariales; Podosporaceae
Exons: 3
Coding region: 1-3387 (1128 amino acids)
Biological process (GO): intracellular calcium ion homeostasis; calcium ion transmembrane transport
Cellular component (GO): plasma membrane
Molecular function (GO): ATP binding; ATP hydrolysis activity; P-type calcium transporter activity
Source: RefSeq, a predicted model, not a curated record